Ziziphus jujuba (common jujube) is the source of this 3002-nucleotide messenger RNA. RefSeq lists its product as uncharacterized. The coding region runs from base 61 to 2382 and encodes 773 amino acids. NCBI's taxonomy places the organism in Eukaryota, Viridiplantae, Streptophyta, Magnoliopsida, Rosales, Rhamnaceae. The record is from RefSeq and is a predicted model, not a curated record. The transcript is spliced from 3 exons.
UUUUUUAAUUAAUAAGCUUGAAAAUAUUUGAAUUUAUCAUAUAUAUAUAUAUAUAUAUAUAUGGAACUUGAGGAAAUAGAGUCUGAUCUUUUUGCCUUGAAACAACUAUAUCGACUCCUUCAGAAUAAUGGCAUCGAUGACUUGGCUUUAGAAAAUGUAUGUUUUCUCACAAACCUAGAGCAUGACAACAGAGCUAGACAACUAUUGAAGAAUCUAUUGGAUUAUGCUACUGAAAGAAUUUCAAGGACUCAUUCAAAGUUAAUGUUCCCUAAGUCCUUUGUGUCACAGAUCAUAGCAGCUCAUUUAGAUGUCUCAAAUACGUCCUCCAAUUCCUAUCCUCAGCAAGCCAAAGUUGUCCAGAAGUUGAAGCCUCCUCUUAUACCGCGCGAAUUUAAAGCCUUUCCCAUCUCAACUCAAAAUUCUGGACAAGAUUCUGAAAGACAUACAAUCACUUUGCAAAAUGAUGAGAAAACACCUAACAAGAAGUUACAAGGUGAAGUUUUAGAGCUCUCUAAACCCUGCAACUCAUGUCAAAAACCUGAAAGUUGUCUUCAGAAACAGGCCUCAUCUAAGGAGUUGAAACCGUUCAAUGAGAAAGCCAGGAUUCCAAGCAAAAAUGACCUUCAAGAUCGGCUACUUAAUCAACAAGCAAAUGGAUUAAUAGAACUGAAUGAAAAUGCUGUAAAGGCGGUGAAAGGCAGUGAAAAGCCAAGACAGAAAAGAACCUCUGAAAUGGUUGGUAAUUCAAGCAUUGGUGGUUCAGUUGGAUGUUCCUCUACUUCUUUUUCAACCAGUGCUGGUAAACCAACAUCUGCAUUUGGCCUCACUCGCCAGAUAGGUGAUUGUAAAUUCUCAAAGGAAGUUUCUGACUCAAUCAACCAAAUAGAGUCGGAAAUUUUGGCUAUAAAACUGCUUGAUCCUGCCAACAAUGGUUCAUCUCACCCUGCUUUGAUCAAGAAAGGUCAUGAAGGUGGCUCUGUUGGUGGUGGAAAUGAAGCAUUGUUUCAACAAGCAAGUCAAUCUACUCGAAAGUAUGAGACCUCAAGUCCAGCCAGAACGGUGCCUUGUAAAUGUGGCAAGCCUGCAUACGUUUCAAAUAACUCGUUUAAGGGAAGAUUACCAGUCAUGGAUACUUCCAAGCAACUUGUAAAGGGUGGCAAUGCUGCUGGACUGAAAUUUAAAGGACAAAGACUGCCAAAACCAAGAACAAAUCCUAUUUUUGAACCUAAUGCGAAGGACAUGGCAGAGAGAAUGGAAUCUUUGAGUCGAUCAGAAAGUCAGAACAAUGACAUGAUGUCAAGUUAUGUCCAUGGAUUAAGGGUCUGUCUAAGUGGUGAUGACCCAGGAUUAAGCCCCGCUUCACAUAAGAAAAUGCAGAAUAAUCAAACUUCAAGAGGAAGUCAAAUUCAGAAUACAUCUUCAUUCAGAGGGACAACGAAGAAAGCAGUGAGAUCUAUACCUCCUCUGCCACCUCAUUCUGUUGUAGUGUCUACAACCAAUGUUGGAUCUAAUCUCAAGCUGAAACCGGCUUCGAUACAAGGGACAAACAGGAAAGGAAAGAACAAGAAACAUCAAAUGAUCAUUAGGCCGACUCUGUUGGAGCAGGAGUCCACUAAUGCCAUGAACAGAAUAGCUUCUGUGACCUCGAGGAAGAAGAAUCCGCAAUAUCAGUCAGGAUUGGAGGAGACUAGCUCAAGUUCAAUUCCUUCAUCUUCCUCUCCAAGUUGGACAACUCAACACGAUAGAGAAAGUCAUGAUAGUUUUUCACAGAGCAAUAGAAGCUCUGAGGAGAGUAGUAGUUUUUCGCAUCCAAAACAAAGUCGUCGACACAGGGAUGUUAGUCCAACUAAAACAUUCAUAUCGAGGCGUCGAAAAAAUUCCAAGAAUGCAGUUGGAAGGUUCAAGAGGUUUAAGAACAAGCUAGGACUCAUCUUCCACCACCAUCAUCACCAUCACCAUCAUCACCAUCAUGAAGAUGGUGAUGGUAAUGAUCAUUCAGAAACAUCAUACCGCCAUAAUACAUGGAAGCACCUGAAGAAGAUUUUCCAUCAAACAAGUAAGCAUGACGAAAUCCAUGGAGAGGAGGUGCCAGGAGGGAAAUAUAGAAAGUCAGCAGUCAUACAUAAGCACAAGGAUGGACAUGUUCAUGCGCUCAUGGAAGGUCUAUUUCGACAUCUUAGGCGUUCAAAGAAAUUAAACAGGCAGAGAGGAGGAGGGAUAGGAGGUAGGGGCAAAGUUCCAAUUGGCCAUAAGAAGAAGGUUGUAAAGAGGUUGCAUUGGUGGCAGAAGUUUAGGAAUCAUGGUGGGGUGAAGCUGCCUAAUAGAAAAGGGCGUGUUAAAGUUGGUUUUGCCCAUAAAAGACCAAAGAUUAAGAUGAACUAACAAAACAAAACAGAGUUUUUAUGUGAUUUUGGAUAUUGAAAUCAGCAUAUGUUGUAUAAAAGAAAAUGUUUCAUUUUUAUCAUCUCAUUUAUGAUUGCAAGCCUUUGUUGCUUUCAAAUAGGAGCAUCAUCCCCAAACAUUUGUUAUGAUGAUCAAUGGGGUUAUAGUUUAUGUUCUUGCUUACUUUUUGUUUUUUUUUUUUUUUUUUGUUUUUUUGUUUUUUUGUUUUUUUUCAUUUCUUUGUUUUUGUUAGUUUUCUUAAAGUUGAGUUUCUUGAGCAUAGAUCAUAUCUACCUUAUUAUAUAUAAACAAUUUAUGAGACAUUUGAAAGAAGCAACUUUUUGUAUUAAAGUUAAUGACUGGUGUGCUUUGGAAUUUGUGAUCUAUAUUUGUUCUGUAAAAACUCUUUACCUUUUAACUGUUCAUUACACCAAAAUUUGCAGAUCAGGAAAAUGGUUUCAUUAGUAAUAUAUGCUGGUUCAAAUGAGAAACUUAAUCUCUAGUCUAGUCUUUGGCUUUGAGGAGAUACAGCAAAAAUCGGAAAAAUAAAAGUUGCUCCUCUUUUUAGACAAUGAUUUAUUUAAUUUAUAAAAUUGAGAAUCAUCAUCAUUGUUAUUAUA